Molecule: messenger RNA, 1305 nt
Organism: Pipra filicauda (Wire-tailed manakin)
Lineage: Eukaryota; Metazoa; Chordata; Aves; Passeriformes; Pipridae
Gene: CWC15
Product: CWC15 spliceosome associated protein homolog
Exons: 7
Coding region: 296-988 (230 amino acids)
Biological process (GO): mRNA cis splicing, via spliceosome
Cellular component (GO): catalytic step 2 spliceosome
Molecular function (GO): RNA binding
Source: RefSeq, a predicted model, not a curated record
GUGGCGGUUCCCGAGUGGUUUCAGGUGGGGUUUGGGUCCUUUUAGGGCAAAGUGAACACAGACUGACUUAGUCCUACGAGGAGCGGCUGAGGGAGCUGGGGAUGUUUAGCCUGGAUUAAAGGUGGCUUAGGGGGAUCCUUCUCACUGUCUACAACCACCUGAAAGGAGGUUAUAGCCAGGUGGGGGUCUUCUCCGAGGCAAUUAGUGACAGGACGAGAGAACACAGUCUUAAGUCACAACAGUGGAGAUUCAAGUUGGACAUUAGGAGGAAUUUCUUCACAGAAAGCGAGUUAAAAUGACGACAGCAGCAAGGCCAACGUUUGAACCUGCAAGAGGAGGAAGAGGAAAAGGUGAAGGAGAUUUAAGCCAGCUAUCCAAACAAUAUUCCAGCAGAGAUCUUCCUUCUCAUACUAAAAUCAAAUACAGACAGACCACUCAGGAUGCUCCUGAAGAGGUGCGUAACCGUGAUUUCAGAAGGGAGCUGGAGGAGAGAGAACGUGUCGCUGCAAGAGAGAAGAACAGAGACAGACCAACCAGAGAACAUACAACAUCAUCUUCUGUGUCUAAGAAGCCUCGACUAGACCAGAUUCCUGCAGCAAAUCUUGAUGCAGAUGAUCCGCUUACGGAUGAAGAUGAUGAAGAUGAGGACUUGGAAGACAGUGAUGAUGAUGACACUGCAGCUCUUUUGGCUGAACUGGAAAAAAUCAAGAAAGAACGAGCUGAGGAACAGGCUCGAAAGGAACAAGAGCAAAAGGCUGAAGAAGAAAGAAUUAGGAUGGAGAACAUUCUGAGUGGUAACCCACUGCUGAACCUUACCGGCCCAGCACAGCCUCAGGCAAACUUCAAAGUGAAGAGGAGGUGGGAUGAUGACGUUGUCUUCAAGAAUUGUGCCAAGGGGAUAGAUGAAACAAAAAAGGACAAAAGAUUCGUGAAUGAUACUCUGCGAUCAGAAUUUCACAAAAAGUUCAUGGAAAAAUAUAUCAAGUAGUACAGUUUUAUGUGGAGUGGUGCAGAAGGACUUGGAAGGUCAUGGUCGUUUCCUCCCUUUCCCUCAGAAUUUAAGUCUGAAUAUUUGGUCAUGGAUUCCCAAAUGAUUUUCCAAGAUCAUCAGCAUCUUCACAAUUAGUAAUUGCUAUGUAUCUAGAGUUUUUAUUUCUGCAUUAUGUGUUUUCCUUUUCAGUUUUAAUUAAACCAGUUUGUGUUUCAUGAAUGUUUUUAUGUUCACGUGUGCUUAUUUUUACUGGCCACCUUGUAAAUGGUAGAAGAGAGAAGCUGAUUUGCAAUAAACACUGCUGAUCAUUUAAA